AUGGGGGCCUCCGAAAGCUGCCCCACCACUCCUGCCUCCGGCCCCGUCUUUAACAAACACCUGGCACACGUCAGCGACCCUCGCUCCCCCAGCGCUGGUAUCCUGCGGACCCCUAUUGAGGUGGUGAGCUCCCCAGGGGGCAGGCCCAGCCCCACGGAGCCGGCAGCAGGCACUAGCCGGGACCGAGACCCUCGCUCGCCGACGCCGGGCAUUUUCCGCACGCCUAUGAAGGCCGGGCUGAAUGGGAGCAAGCCCAUAAGACGCAAGACCAGCAACAAAAUCAUGGCAACGUCUGGUGGAACUGGGCGCUCUCCCCUCAGCAUUCUACAGGAUGAUAAUUCCCCCAGUGCUCUUGUACCUCGUCAGGGUAAGAGGCAUGCAUUGGGAGAGAACCUUGGGGAGAGGAAGGAAGUGACAGUGGAUCUGAGCAGGAGCCUUAAAUCUGGGAGCUGUACCUGGAGUGACUUGAACAAAGAGAACCAGCAGUGUCCUUUUGCAGAGAAUUAG
This is a messenger RNA of Rhea pennata, 507 nucleotides long. It is a transcript of the gene CDCA3, whose product is annotated as cell division cycle associated 3. Bases 1 to 507 code for a protein of 168 amino acids. Lineage: Eukaryota; Metazoa; Chordata; Aves; Rheiformes; Rheidae. The transcript is spliced from 4 exons. The record is from RefSeq and is a predicted model, not a curated record.